AUUUCUGCAGCGAGUGAAGGCAGUGAGAUGGCCGAGCCCGGGGAGGGCAUGUUAGUUCCAAGGGCUGGGCACCGAGCCGUGGGCGCGUGGGGCCGCCGUUUGCCGCUAGACCCCAGUGUCGGCCACCAGCAGGCGGGGCUCCGAGAUGGCUUCCCAGACACCGCGCUCCCCCAGCUCCCCAAAAGCCCAGGACAAGAACAGGAAGACAGCGCUCCAGGAAUCCACCAUGCAGCCGCCCGUGGUCCCAGCGGCCGAGGGCGCACAGGAGUCCCACAAGGUGCCCUGGGCUACCUUGGUCAAGGCCUACACCCAAAUACAGCUGUCGAUCUUGGAGGCGCAGCGGGGCCGGCUUCUGGCUUCCCUCAACCCUCUGGACUUAAACCAGGACUUGCCACCACCCAUGCCUCCGAUGCCUGAAAAGAAGUCUUGGGGCGACCAGGAGCCCCUCUCCAAGGUCCCAUUUCAAAUUCUGACAGGACACCAGCACAUUGUGAGUUCUUGUCACUUCUGUGUGGAUGACACAAAGCUCCUCAGUGGCUCCUAUGACUGCACCGUGAAGCUAUGGGAUGCUGUGGAUGGAUCUCUUAUUCGGAAUUUUGAGAACGGGCCCAAAGCUCCUGUUUUAGAGUGCAGUGUCCCUGCUGACAACAGAAGAAUUACUGCAGCAGCCUAUGACAAAACACUGAGGACUUGGGACCUUGAAACAGGCAAGCUACUGUGGAAGAUCAGCCAUGAAAGCUUCAUAUCCUCCUGUAAGUUUUCUCCUGAUGGUAAAUAUGUGGUCUCUGGCUUGGAUGUGGAUUGCGGAAUCUGUUUGAUAGAUGCAGAAAAUGCCAAGACUGUGUCAUACGUCAGAGAUCAUCACAAAAGGUCGGUCACAGCCUGCUGCUUUGACCCGGACAGCCAGAAGGUGGCUUCCGUCUCGCUGGACAGGAGCAUCAAGAUCUGGGAUGUUACAUCCCAGGCCACACUGCUCACCAUCGCCAAUGCCCAUACCAAUGCAAUCUCAAACUGCUGUUUUACCUUCAGUGGCCAUUUCCUAUGUACAAGCUCUUGGGAUAAAACCUUAAAAAUAUGGAACGUUCAUACAGGGGAGUUUCGAAACCGUGGAGCCUGUGUGACUCUGAUGCAGGGCCAUGACGGUUCUGUAAGCUCCUGCCACUUUGCCAGAGACACCUCUUUUCUUGUGUCUGGAGGGUAUGACAAGACUGUGGCUAUUUGGGAUGUAGCCGAAGGCUACCGGAAGCUCUCCUUGAAGGGCCAUAAUGACUGGGUGAUGGAUGUGGACAUUAGCAGCGACAAGAAAUGGAUCCUGUCUGCUUCAAAGGAUAUGACCAUGAGACUAUGGAAUAUUGAAGAAAUUGACCAAAUUCCUUUGGUAAUCGAGUGCAAAAAGGCCCUGGGCUUAAAGUUGGAACAGUGCAAAGAAUGUGACAGGCCUUUCUCCAUCUAUGAAAGUGACAUCCUUUCUGAAGCAGUAACCAAAUGUGUGUUCUGCCGGAUAGAUGCAAAAAACCUGUCAGCAAAGUCAUCAUCAACAGAAGAGAAGGACUUACCAGCAAGAGAGUGCAGCCUGAUGCCCACUGGGCCCUUUGAGUGA
Messenger RNA from Pteropus alecto (black flying fox), 1600 nucleotides. It is a transcript of the gene WDR88, whose product is annotated as WD repeat domain 88. The coding region runs from base 146 to 1600 and encodes 484 amino acids. NCBI's taxonomy places the organism in Eukaryota, Metazoa, Chordata, Mammalia, Chiroptera, Pteropodidae. The transcript has 11 exons. The record is from RefSeq and is a predicted model, not a curated record. Gene Ontology annotation, molecular function: protein binding.